This is a messenger RNA of Apaloderma vittatum (bar-tailed trogon), 2020 nucleotides long. Its product is annotated as neurogenic locus notch homolog protein 1-like. The record is from RefSeq and is a predicted model, not a curated record. Gene Ontology annotation, molecular function: Notch binding; calcium ion binding. NCBI's taxonomy places the organism in Eukaryota, Metazoa, Chordata, Aves, Trogoniformes, Trogonidae. Gene Ontology annotation, biological process: Notch signaling pathway.
GGCUACACCGGCCACCGCUGCGACAUCAACAUCAACGAGUGCCAGAGCCAGCCCUGCAAAAAUGGGGGGACCUGCCAGGACAGGAACAACGCCUACAACUGCCUCUGCCUCAAAGGGACCACGGAACGUUUCCUCAUCUCUCCCUUCCCAGGGCGCAUGUGCAACAUCAACAUUGAUGAGUGCUCCAGCAACCCGUGCCACAACGGGGGCACGUGCAAGGAUGGCAUCAACGGCUUCACCUGCGUCUGCCCCGAGGGCUUCCACGACCCCAAGUGCCUGUCUGAAGUGAACGAGUGCAACAGCAACCCCUGCAUCCACGGGAAAUGCCACGACGGGCUCAAUGGCUACAGGUGUGACUGCGACCCAGGCUGGAGUGGGACAAACUGCGACUUCAACAAUAAUGAGUGUGAAUCCAAUCCCUGCAUGAAUGGUGGCACCUGCAAGGACAUGACCAGUGGCUACAUCUGCACCUGCAGGGAGGGCUUCAGCGGACCCAACUGCCAGACCAAUAUCAAUGAAUGCGCUUCCAACCCCUGCCUGAACCAGGGCACUUGCAUUGACGACGUCGCCGGCUACACAUGCAACUGCCUCCUGCCCUACACAGGAGCCACCUGCGAGGACGUGCUGGGCCCCUAGAACGGUGGUGAGUGCCGGGAGUCGGAAAACUAUGAGAGCUUCUCCUGCAGUUGCCCCUCCGGCUGGCAAGGUCAGACCUGCGAGAUCGACAUCAACGAGUGUGUGAAGAGCCCCUGCCGCAACGGGGCCACGUGCCAGAACACCAACGGGAGCUACCGCUGUGCCUGCAGAACCGGCUUCACCGGCCGCAACUGCGACACUGACAUCGACGACUGCAAGCCCAAUCCGUGCCACAACGGUGGCUCCUGCUCCGAUGGCGUUGGCACGUUCUUCUGCGAGUGCCUGGCUGGUUUCCGUGGGCCCAAGUGCGAGGAGGACAUCAACGAGUGCGCCAGCAACCCCUGCAAGAAUGGUGCCAACUGCACUGACUGUGUCAACAGCUACACCUGCACUUGCCCCUCUGGCUUCAGCGGCAUCCACUGCGAGAACAACACUCCUGACUGCACUGAGAGCUCCUGCUUCAAUGGUGGGACCUGCGUGGAUGGCAUCAACACCUUCACCUGCCUCUGUCCGCCCGGCUUCACGGGCAGCUACUGCGAGCAUGACAUUAACGAGUGUGACUCCAAGCCGUGCCUGAAUGGGGGCACGUGUCAGGACAGCUAUGGGACGUACAAGUGCACUUGUCCCCAGGGAUACACUGGGCUCAACUGCCAGAAUCUGGUGCGUUGGUGUGACUCUUCUCCCUGCAAAAACGGAGGCAAGUGCUGGCAGACCAACAACCUGUAUCGCUGCGAGUGCAACAGCGGAUGGACAGGGCUCUACUGCGAUGUCCCCAGCGUCUCCUGCGAGGUGGCUGCUAAGCAGCAAGGUAUCGACGUAGCGCAUCUCUGCAGGAAUUCAGGGCUCUGUGUGGACACUGGCAACACUCAUUUCUGCCGCUGCCAGGCUGGCUACACCGGCAGCUACUGUGAGGAGCAGGUGGACGAGUGCUCCCCAAACCCUUGCCAGAAUGGAGCCACCUGCACAGACUACCUGGGAGGAUACUCCUGUGAGUGUGUGGCCGGUUAUCAUGGAGUUAACUGCUCAGAGGAGAUCAAUGAGUGCUUGUCCCACCCAUGCCAGAAUGGAGGAACUUGUAUCGAUCUCAUCAAUACCUACAAAUGCUCCUGCCCCAGAGGAACUCAAGGGGUGCACUGUGAGAUCAAUGUGGAUGACUGCAGCCCUUUCUUUGAUCCUGUCACCCUGGGGCCCAAGUGCUUUAACAAUGGCAAGUGCACGGAUCGGGUAGGUGGCUACAGCUGCAUCUGCCCCCCUGGCUUUGUAGGGGAGCGCUGCGAGGGAGAUGUCAACGAGUGCCUGUCCAACCCCUGCGACGCCCGCGGCACCCAGAACUGCGUGCAGCGGGUCAACGACUACAAAUGCGAGUGCCGACCUGGCUAUGCAG